AACAAAAAAAAUUAAAUUAAAGUAACAAUAACAUAACAACGACAAUACUAAAAUAAUAAUGAGAAACUUGUUAGUCUCAGUUGCCGAAUCCGACGGUGUUGUUAAAAAUUCCGAUCACCGGAAGAUACCAUUUUCAGAUGUGGUGGUGACAGGGACUAGAAACCAUUUUUUGAAACGUAAUUGGCGAAGGAUAGAUAUACAAGUUUUGAUAUGGAUUGUGUUGGUUCAUUUUUUGGCACUCUUUGCACCAUUUACAUUUUCUUGGGAUGCUUUUUGGCUUGCGUUUGUUGGUUAUUUGUUAACGGGAACGUUGGGUGUCACACUAGCUUAUCAUCGUAUUUUAGCUCAUCAUAGUCUUAAACUUCCUAAAGUGCUAGAGUACACCUUUGCUUACUUUGGGGUGUUGGCCGCUCAGAGAGAUCCGAUAUUUUGGGUGAGCAUGCAUAGAUAUCAUCAUCAGUUUGUCGACUCAGAAAAAGAUGCGCACUCUCCGAUCAAUGGCUUUUGGUUUAGUCAUAUGGGUUGGCUUUUUGACAGCGGAUAUAUCCUUGAAAAGUAUAAGGAACGUAAAAAUGUGGAGGAUUUAAAAAAGCAGGCGUUCUAUAUGUUUAUUAGAAAAACAUAUGAAUUUCAUGUGCUUGGAUGCGGUGCUCUCUUGUAUGCUUGGGGUGGAUUUUCGUACCUCGUCUGGGGCCUGGGUGUUAGGACAGUAUGGGUGUACCAUCUAACGUUUCUCGUUAAUUCGGCUUGUCACAUUUGGGGAUACCAAGCAUGGAACACUGGUGAUCUCUCCAAGAACAACUGGUGGGUGGCAGUGCUUACUUUCGGAGAAGGAUGGCAUAACAAUCACCACGCAUUCGAGUUCUCAGCUCGACAUGGGUUAGAGUGGUGGCAGAUCGACAUUUCGUGGUACAUCAUAUGCUUCCUUGAAGCCCUGGGUUUGGCCACCAGUGUCAAAGUGCCAACAGAGUCACACAGGCUUAAAAAAUCGUUCCCCACCACCAGCUCACCAGAGACCAAGUCUAAAUGACUCAUUUUUAUGUUAGUCAUCACACCAAUUAUACUACUGUUAAAAAACUUUAAUUAACACCGAGAUAUAAGAUUUAUACGUAUGAUAUAUCAGGUUUUUGGUUGUAUGCAUGUGUCGUCUUUCAUUGACCAGAAUGGGCCUAGUUGCACUUUGGCUCUAGUUUUAGUUACAAAUAAAAACUAUUGCAAUAUGUCUAUGUAUUCAUCUUACUAGUGUCGACAUAGAUGUUUAUUUAAAUAAUUCUUUUUUGUAAUGUACGUUCCUCUUAAUAUACAUUUUGACCCACAAAAA
Erigeron canadensis is the source of this 1321-nucleotide messenger RNA. RefSeq names its product palmitoyl-monogalactosyldiacylglycerol delta-7 desaturase, chloroplastic-like. Gene Ontology annotation, biological process: lipid metabolic process. Gene Ontology annotation, molecular function: oxidoreductase activity, acting on paired donors, with oxidation of a pair of donors resulting in the reduction of molecular oxygen to two molecules of water. Gene Ontology annotation, cellular component: endoplasmic reticulum membrane. The transcript has 5 exons. The record is from RefSeq and is a predicted model, not a curated record. NCBI's taxonomy places the organism in Eukaryota, Viridiplantae, Streptophyta, Magnoliopsida, Asterales, Asteraceae. The coding region runs from base 59 to 1030 and encodes 323 amino acids.